AGUUCUCAGUGGGUGACGGGUGGUCUGAUAACACCGCGAAGAAACAAAACAUACGUUUAUCCCCGUAAAUAAAAACAUUAGACUCAAAUUCAGCAAAAUUCCAAGCUCCCAGUGCUGCAAGUCCGGAUGAAUUGGGGCGGAUUCGGUCGUCGCACGGCGAGCAUCGGCUCCGUUUUUGGUGGAAAAUAAACAGGAAGUUGUUAGCUUUGUGGGACGUGUAGUUCCGCUCGCAGGCCGCGGAGCUUGAUAACAACGCACAGAAAACAGAAACAACAAUAAAAUAACCCAAGCUUCGCCGCGGGACCGCAUCUCUACCGUCGGCGCCGAGGCAAACAUGCCCGGGUUCACCUGCUGUGUGCCUGGCUGCUACAACAACUCGCACCGGGACCGGGACCUGCGCUUCUACACGUUUCCUAAGGACACGGCGCUGCGGGAGCUGUGGCUGAGGAACAUCUCCCGGGCCGGGGUCAGCGGCUGCUUCAGCACCUUCCAGCCCACGACGGGACACCGAGUCUGCAGCGUGCAUUUCGCCGGCGGGAGGAAAACCUACAGCAUCCGAGUGCCGUCCCUGUUCCCGCUGCGGGGAGUGAACGAGCGCCGGAGUCGGCGGGGCAGAGGCAGGAAAGUGUCCGCGGGCGUUCCUGCCCCUGGCGCCGCGGCGACCUCCGGGAUCGUCAUCGCCAGCGUUGUGGGCAGCGCGGCGGAAGGAGCCGAGGGCAAUGCCGGCGGCGAGGCGAGCGACGACAGCAUCACCGUGGUCCAGAUAGGCCAGAACGGCGAGUACCUGGGCACGGCGCGGCUGCCCGCCCAGUCAGAGGGGACUUGUUACACCGCGCCGGUCGAGGACACGGACGCGCUCACCGGCGAGGACUCGUCGGCCGGAGCCGCGUCCGCCCUGCACGAGCUGCCCGUGCAGUACGUCAGUGUGACCAGCAGCCCGCUGGACCACUCGUACUCGCUGACCACCGGCACCACGUCCACCGAGCUGCUGCGGAAGCUGAACGAGCAGCGGGACAUCAUCGCGCUGAUGGAGGUGAAGAUGAAGGAGAUGAAGGCGACCAUCCGCCAGCUGCGGGUCGCCGAGUCCAGGCUGCAGGAGGAGGUGCGCGAGCGGGACCGGCUGCUGUACGGAAACCCCGUGGCGUUCGGCGUCCGCAAGAAAGUCUGAUGGGCGAACAUCGCCGGAGACGACCCGUUACUCACAGACUCGGACUAACGGAGACGACAGAGGACCCAGACCUUUUUUUUGUACAGAACGACGAGCGAUGACAAUUUAUUUCCAACAAGUCGAGCUGGUUGUUCGUCGAAGGCCUGACGACUGCUGCCUCGUUGAUGUAGCUGAUAGUAACAGUCACAUUGCUGAUCACAUACAAACACGACGGCUCUGAAACACACAGGUUACACAGGCUCACUACAUAUCUACAACCGGACUGAUGCUGCAAGUUGCCUAGUUGCAUAAUAAAUGAAUAAAUUCUCCCUCAGCUUUCUCUAACAAAGUUUGUAUUUGCAUACAUUUGAACUGAACGUACUCGAGUUGUGCAAGAAGCCUCUCACAGUAGAUUUGAGAGGAAAUGUCGAGUAUAAGAUGCUUAAUCAUCCAUAGGGUUUUUUGUAGCCAAAACACUAAUCAUGACAAUGGUGUUGGUCAGUGACAUGAAACUAUGACUUUAUCUUUGUUGCCUUCAACGUCUCAAUAUUCAACGUGUUUCGUUUUUUUUGCAACGUAAAAAUUAGGACUUCCAUAAAACUUGAAAGGGCACUCAAAAGACAACGUUUUUAUUUAAGGGUGUUUCUUGAAGACAUGUAUUGAGUUACAGUUUGCUGUUUUCUUUUUUCCUUAGGAAAUUCUGAAAGAAGAACAUGAACAAGCAUUUUUCUCAAGAUACCGUAUGCCACUUAAAUAUGUUCUUUUGUCCACCGAGAUUGUUCUGUGAAACAGCGCCCGUUUGUUUCUUUGUGAUUCAUACAUUUUACGUGCCUGUUUAUGAUCAGAUUGUCAGAAGUAAAGUCUGUCCUGUC
Scophthalmus maximus (turbot) is the source of this 2019-nucleotide messenger RNA. It is a transcript of the gene thap11, whose product is annotated as THAP domain containing 11. The record is from RefSeq and is a predicted model, not a curated record. Gene Ontology annotation, cellular component: nucleoplasm. Gene Ontology annotation, molecular function: RNA polymerase II cis-regulatory region sequence-specific DNA binding. Bases 335 to 1168 code for a protein of 277 amino acids. Gene Ontology annotation, biological process: regulation of transcription by RNA polymerase II. The transcript has a single exon. Lineage: Eukaryota; Metazoa; Chordata; Actinopteri; Pleuronectiformes; Scophthalmidae.